Molecule: messenger RNA, 1319 nt
Organism: Eufriesea mexicana
Lineage: Eukaryota; Metazoa; Arthropoda; Insecta; Hymenoptera; Apidae
Product: inositol monophosphatase 2
Exons: 5
Coding region: 46-906 (286 amino acids)
Biological process (GO): phosphatidylinositol phosphate biosynthetic process; inositol metabolic process; signal transduction
Molecular function (GO): inositol monophosphate 1-phosphatase activity
Source: RefSeq, a predicted model, not a curated record
UUGUCAGCACUGUGACAACACUCAGUGAUUCCUCCUUGAGACAAUAUGAUCGAUCAACAAGAACUGAAGUACUGUUACGAUUUCGUUUUGAAGCUAACCAUCGAAUCUGGGAAGGUAAUCCGGGAUGCGAUUCAAGGAUGCAAAAACAUUGAGACUAAAGCUGGAGACUGGGAUCUCGUGACUGAAUUUGACAAGAAGGUGGAAGAAAUUUUGAUACAUAAUUUAGCAAAGGAGUUUCCAACGCACAAAUUUAUCGGUGAAGAAACGGUUUCGUCUGCAAAUCAUUUACCAGAGCUAACAGACAACCCUACGUGGAUCAUCGAUCCGAUCGAUGGAACUACGAACUUUGUACACUCGUUCCCUUUUACUUGUAUAUCAAUUGCACUGGCAGUGGAAAAGGAACUAGAAAUUGGCAUUGUCUACAAUCCUGUGUUGGAGCAAUUAUUCACAGCUAGGAAAGGACGAGGAGCCUACUUAAAUGGGAAACCUAUCAAAAGCUCUAGUAUAGAAGAGUUGGAGCAUUCUCUGCUUUGUUGCGAGGCCUCGUAUGCAACGAUCGAGAAUAUCAGGGAUAUUACACUUGGUAGAGUAGAGGCCUUCGUUUCAGUGGCACAUGGAAUACGAACAAUGGGAUCAGCUGCACUAACUCUUUGUUAUGUGGCAAUGAGUGCAGCAGAAGGGUAUCACACCGAUAAUUUGAUGCCAUGGGAUGUGGCUGCUGGUGUACUUAUCGUUAGGGAAGCUGGUGGUGUAGUGGUAGAUACAAAUGGAGGCGAAUUCAAUAUUAUGGCACCAAAAGUAAUAGCAGCAGGUAAUCACAAAUUAGUGAAUGAACUGGUAAAACUAAUAAAGAAAGCCGAUGCAAAGACGCUGCAGAAGAGACUGAUACACGAAGCGACGAUUUAAACGUCUACUAACAAAACUUCCGAUGAAUACACUGCUCAUCGCGUAAAUUUAGUCUCGAGUAAUUUAACUCUUAUUGAGUCUCUCUUUGAAUUAACUCUCUUUGAAUCGGUUCUCUUAAAAUUUCAAUGCCGACUAAGUUGAUUAGACGAAAUUCAGAAAUUACCAUAAAUUAAAAAAUUCUCGACGAUGUCAAAUAUUACACGUACCUGACUUAAAAUUGUACUUUCAAACAAUUUAGCAAUCCAUCACCACUCAUGUUAAAUAAGAUCAUAACGUGGCAUUUAUAACACGAAUUAUAUCAAGUGUGAAAAGUUUUGGAUGUAAAAUUGCAUGUAAAACGUAUUUCACACGAGCCGUCAGAUUAGAAUACUAAACACUUAACAGUCUAUGUGUUAUUAAUGUUAAUUAUAAUA